AGAGAGAAGCGGAAAAGGGAAAGAGGAAGCUCACGUGAAAGAGAGGAGACUUGACUGCUGGAGCCAAGGUGGAAAUUUGUAUUCCCUUCUUGCAGAGAGGUACACAAGAUGUUUACCAUAAACGUUAUCUGAAUUUACUCUUCAGUUUUCAGACGGAGCACCACAAUGACUUCAGCUUGUUGGAUCCUGAAAGCCUGUACAAGGAGAAAUUGGUGUAACGGACGAAGUUUUCUUAUUGAACAAAGAAAUGGAUUCAGACGUGCACCAAAGAAACCAGAGGGAACGGAAACUGAGUUAAAGAAUAGCCAUGGUACCCCAAGUCGAAGUAGUUUUACUCCUCCGAUCGCAGAACCAGUUCACCCUGCUCGUAUACAUAUAGCGAAGCAACUUUACAAGCCGUUUCUAUUUACUGUUGGGUUUUCAGGAUGCUCUUUUGGAAUUGCGGCCAUUUGGCAGUACGAAUCCUUGAAAAGCCGUAUGAACCAUUACCUUGAAGAUAUCCGAGCAGAUUGGCUAGAAAAGAUAAGGCCUCCAAAACAUGGGAACUUUAGGAAACAGGUGAAUGAAUGGUGGAACAGUCUUAGCGAGGGACAGAGGACUGUAUCAGGUAUUAUUGCUGCUAAUGUAUUGGUAUUUUGCCUUUGGAGAGUUCCUUCCAUGCAGCGAACAAUGAUCCGAUACUUCACAUCCAACCCUGCAUCUAUGUCCACCUGCUUGCCAAUGACUUUAUCUACAUUUAGCCACUUCUCCUUUUUCCAUUUGGCUGCAAAUAUGUAUGUCCUGUGGACAUUUUCCUCCAGUAUUGUCUCCAUUCUGGGCCAAGAACAAUUUUUGGCUGUCUAUGUGUCGGCAGGUGUUAUAGCUUCAUUUGCAAGCUAUGUCUCCAAAGUAGCAACAGGACGGUUUGGACCAUCCCUCGGAGCUUCUGGUGCAAUCAUGACAGUUCUAGCUGCGGUGUGUACAAAGAUGCCUGAAGCCAAACUAGCCAUCAUCUUUCUUCCAAUGUUCACAUUUACUGCUGGAAACGCUCUCAAGGCUAUCCUUGCCUUAGAUGCAGUUGGUGUGGUUUUGGGCUGGAAGUUUUUUGACCAUGCAGCACAUCUUGGUGGAGCUCUGUUUGGAAUCUGGUAUGCCUUAUAUGGACAUGAGCUCAUCUGGAAAAAGAGGGAGCCUUUUGUAAAAAUGUGGCACGAGUUCCGAAGCAAGCCCCCAAGAGAUGGAGGAACCUGACUUUAAUCCAGAACAAAAAUAUAAUCGCACUUAAAUUGCAGACAACAGACUGGCAUCUUUAGGACUUUAGCAUUCUGACUUUUAUUAAGACAAGUUGAUAGAAUUUGGUGUUUAAAAUUCAGUAAAUAUGUCAUGUAUAAUGUCCAGUGAACAUCUCUAUUACAAAAAUAAGAGCA
Rana temporaria (common frog) is the source of this 1406-nucleotide messenger RNA. RefSeq names its product presenilin associated rhomboid like (gene PARL). The record is from RefSeq and is a predicted model, not a curated record. Gene Ontology annotation, cellular component: membrane. The coding region runs from base 166 to 1230 and encodes 354 amino acids. NCBI's taxonomy places the organism in Eukaryota, Metazoa, Chordata, Amphibia, Anura, Ranidae. The transcript has 11 exons. Gene Ontology annotation, molecular function: serine-type endopeptidase activity.